UGCGAUAAAGAAGAAGCAUCUUCUUCGAUCAAAGAAGCCAUUUUUAUCUCUCUCUCAUAGCAAUUCUCAUCCUCGUUUCUUUUCCUUUUACUUUUCUGCGAUGGUGAACAUCACCUACGAUGCGUCAGGAACCAUCACUGCUACGGAUGCAAAUGGAAUCGUGUCGGUGUACAACAAUGGUGAUUUCACAUGGACGCUCACCUGCACUGCGCUUGUCUGGCUUAUGAUCCCCGAUCUGGGGUACAUGUAUUCUAGAUUACUCAGACGGAAGAACGCGCUCAGCCAGAUAUACCUAAAUCUUGUUUGCCUCACUGUUGUGUCCUUCCAAUGGCUUUUCUGGGGCUACUCCCUCGCCUUUAGCGAAACCAGGGACAGUGGGGGGAUUUCAGGGAUACAAUGCGUUUCUCCUUGGAUGUGUAUCCGAAGGAUACCGUCGUAUUGAGGCUCAUAUGGGAAACCACCAAUUCCCAUGGGAUAAUUGGCGGGAGAUGUGCUCUACGACUCCGGUAGAUUAUGAUGGGCAUCAUUUCGAUCAUCCGGAUAGUUGUGAAUUGUGGAUCGUCACUCGUGCAUGGGGUGUCUGGUUCUUCAACGAUGAGAGUUGCUGAUCCACCCUGCUUUGUAUGUAUCAUCCUUAUCUGACCGUGUUGUAGCCAACAAUAUUCAUUGCGGC
Desarmillaria tabescens is the source of this 673-nucleotide messenger RNA. RefSeq lists its product as uncharacterized. Gene Ontology annotation, cellular component: plasma membrane. Gene Ontology annotation, biological process: ammonium transmembrane transport. Bases 101 to 442 code for a protein of 113 amino acids. The transcript is spliced from 6 exons. Gene Ontology annotation, molecular function: ammonium channel activity. The record is from RefSeq and is a predicted model, not a curated record. NCBI's taxonomy places the organism in Eukaryota, Fungi, Basidiomycota, Agaricomycetes, Agaricales, Physalacriaceae.